UGAACAUAUAGUUUAAGAUGGCUGAAAAGGUGGAUUUCGCGGAACUGCAGCUGAGUGAAAGAAUUGGAGUUGGAGCCGGUGGUGCGGUUCGAAAGGCCACUUGGAAGGACCAGGAAAUCGCGGUGAAGGUGUCUGAGCUUUUAACUGAGUCACUUAAGAAAAACGCAGAAAGGGAAAUCACACACUUGACGAAUAUUGACCACGAAAAUGUUAUCAGGGUUUUUGGCUCAGCCAUCGAUGACGUCAAUAAUACCAACUACAUUCUUAUGGAGUACAUGGAGGGAGGGUCUCUUUACGAUUUUCUAUACGACGAUAAUCAGAGGGAGUUCACUAUGGAGCAGGCCGUUCGUUGGGCUUACCAAUGCGCCAAGGGCCUUGCCCACAUGCAUGCAAUGGAACGAGCGGUUUUGCAUCGUGAUGUGAAGCCGCAGAACUUGCUACUGACUGAACAGUUUGAUCAACUGAAGAUUUGCGAUUUCGGCUUGGCAACGGAUAUGUCCAAUAAUAUGUCAGAUAUGAGAGGCACAGCGAGGUAUAUGGCCCCAGAGGUGUUUAAGAACAAGGAGUACACGGAUAAGGGCGAUGUGUACAGCACUGGAAUAGUUAUCUGGGAGAUAAUGUCACGCCAAAGGCCCUAUUUUCACUUGGAGAAUCCAGACAAUGAAUACGCAAUUUUUUCAGCUGUUGCAAAAGGCGAACGUCCCCGAAUGGAUGCAUUGAGAUCCGAUUGCUGGGAAGGCAUCAAGAAAUUGAUAGAAUGUUGUUUGGACGAAGAUCCCAGUCGCCGGCCCUCCAUGAAGCGUGUGGAGGAGUACCUCGGCGAACUGUGCGCCGGCGAGAACUGCGAGGACUUCAUCCAGAUGGAUGCAUCGAGAUCCGAUUGCUGGGAAGGCAUCAAGCAAUUGGUAGAAUGUUGCCUGGACGAAGAUCCCAGUCGCAGGCCUUCCAUGAAGCUGGUGGAGGAGUAUCUGGGCGAACUGUGCGCCGGCGAGAACUACGAGGACUUCAUCCAGGUCCUGGGCGAUGACUCUGUUGCCGUGGUGACCUUUGUCAAGGAUCCGUCCAGCAAUCGUAACCUUAUGCGCGUUGAUUUCCGGCGUCGGCAGACGCGCACGGCCCGUAUGAUCUUUCCGAUUGUGCAACGGGAAAUGGAUAGAUUGGGCAAGGUCGUUGCUCGCGAAACGGUGAGAGCGGCCCACGAUGGUGAGCGGGAAGUCCGUCGGGCGGAGAAUGACACCGAGCGGGAGGUCUCCAGGGCUGCCCACGAUGGCGAGCGGGAGACGCGUAGGGCGGUCCAGGAUGUGGGUCGCGAAACUAAACGGGCGUUCAACAAAACGAAAAAGAAGCUGGGCUUCUAAGCAGAAA
Messenger RNA from Drosophila rhopaloa, 1365 nucleotides. Its product is annotated as putative mitogen-activated protein kinase kinase kinase 7-like. Gene Ontology annotation, molecular function: magnesium ion binding; MAP kinase kinase kinase activity; ATP binding. The transcript is spliced from 5 exons. The coding region runs from base 18 to 1358 and encodes 446 amino acids. The record is from RefSeq and is a predicted model, not a curated record. Lineage: Eukaryota; Metazoa; Arthropoda; Insecta; Diptera; Drosophilidae. Gene Ontology annotation, biological process: positive regulation of canonical NF-kappaB signal transduction; JNK cascade; protein phosphorylation.